Molecule: messenger RNA, 1098 nt
Organism: Penicillium expansum
Lineage: Eukaryota; Fungi; Ascomycota; Eurotiomycetes; Eurotiales; Aspergillaceae
Exons: 2
Coding region: 1-1098 (365 amino acids)
Source: RefSeq, a predicted model, not a curated record
AUGUCCGUCACUAAUGUCCUGAUGCGUCGGGGCACCGAGCUCGCUGUAACUCACAUGCAGUCGGGUAAGCCUGAGCAGCAGCCUAAUGGAGGCUUGGUGGCUCUGUUUGCUAUCACUGCCAUCUUGAUUGGCCUUGCUUUCUGGGCUGUUGAAUAUACCUACGGAAUGGUGAUCUCCACACUAGCCGCAGUUGAAGAUACCAACCCCGAUAUCUACGUGCGCAUUGUUCCCAAUCCCGAUACCAUCAAGCCAACCGACGAGGAAGACCCUGAGCUGGUUGCUGCUACUCCUCCCAAGCCCAUCACCAGCAAGCUGCGCACUACUGUGAAGCACCUGCGUUCCCGUGCUGGCUUCUGGUCUCGCUUCCGUGGAAUGGGCAUGUUCGUGGCCUACACCGCGGCUCGUGGCCUCCUGUCAUCUUUCAUCCCUGUCUCCUCCACUUCAUAUCUGGGCCAGUUCAUCGUUCAGUCCAUCCUGAGCGUUCUCCUGGCUACUUGGCAGAUGGCCUGGGUGCACAUUGUCAUCUCUGAGCCCUCCCCAAAGCGCUUCUAUCAGCGUAUCCCCAGUUAUAAGACUUGGAUUAAAAUUGCUCCGGCUGCUGCUCUCCAGGAUGUGCUCACCGCUGCUGCUUUCUUCAUCCCCAUGGCCGUUGCCAAUUUUGCUGGCUGGCUCGAUGUUGCCGGUGAUCAGGAGGUCCCGCCUCUGGUGGCCCUCUACCGCUUCAUGGGUGUCAGUGUGAUUCCUGCUAUUCUGGCAUUCCUGAUCUCUAUGCCUGCUCGUGUCAUCUUUGUCCGUGUGGCUGCCUCCAUGCUCCCCGAGGAGGAUGAGACUAUUGUGCCAUUUGAUCGCUCUUUCGGCGGCAAAGUCAGCCCUGCGAUCACCGGUGGCAGUGGAAAGAUCGGCCUCAUGGAUGCAUGGACUACAUUUGACUGGGCUGCCCGUGUCCGCUUUGCCAAGGUUAUUGGUAAGACCUUUGCUAUGGAGGUCGCGCUUGGUAUCUUCGCCACUCUGGUACUUGGUGGUCAGGUCUUUUGGAUUUUCAAGACUGCCAAGCCCGUUGACUCUGAUGCUCCUGGGAUGCGAAUUAGCUGGGAGUAA